AUGGUGAUGCUGGUGGUACUACCAAUGGCAGCACUGGCGGCAAGAGUGGUGGUGGUGGUGGCGGCGGUGGUGGUGGUGGUGACAUUCAUGGCAGCAGCAGUUGCAGCAGCAAGGACUCCAAGGCAUGUGCGCGCUGCCCCUGCCCCACGUUGCAGUGGACUUCCGCCUGCCUCCCGCCAUAUCCCCCUCUCUCUCCCCCCUUCCUCUCCCCAUUCCUCUCCCCCUCUCUUUCCCCGCUUCCCCUGUCUGCAGCAAGGCAUGUGCGCGCUGCCCCUGCCCCACGUGGCAGUGGAUUUUCGCCUGCCCCCCGCUAUUCCCCUCUCUGUGGAUAUGGAGGAGCGGGACGAUGGGACCCUACCAGCUGCAAACCAGCAGCUGAAGCCGCGAUACAUACACAUCAACUCGAUCGCAUACCCCACCACCCCUUCACCAUCCCAAACGUCCCAGCCCCCCUCCUACACCCAUUCUCCCACCCCCCCACUCCCCACCCUCGCUCUCCCCUCCCCACCCCCCCCCUCCUCCCCCGCUCUUCCGUCAUCCCCCCAUGCAAUAAACCGCGCCUCCACCGCACGCCAGACACAGCGCUGUGGGUGGGGAGCCAUGGCAGCAGAGCCCAUCAAGGCGGGCGAGUUCAUCGUUGAAUACGCCGGUGAAGGUGGGUUGAGGGGGGUGAAGAUGGGUCAAGAGCUGGUAAAGGCAUCUAAGAACCUUCCUGUUCUUCCUCCUCCCACAGUGAUUGACGAUGCGAUGUGUGAGGCACGAUUAUGGGCCAUGCGGGCAGGGGGAGCGACGGAUUUCUACAUGUGUGAAGUGAGCCGCGACGUGGUCAUUGAUGCCACCUUCCGUGGGGGGCACGGCCGCUUCGUCAACCACAGCUGCGCUCCCAACGCCGAGCUGCAGAAGUGGCUAGUGGAGGGGCAUGUGCGGGUGGGCAUUUUCGCCAUCAAGGACAUUGCAGUGGGCACAGAAGUGGCGUAUGAUUACAGUGCUUUUGAGUCGACACUGAAAUGCAUUCCCCCUUGA
Messenger RNA from Closterium sp. Naga37s-1, 1023 nucleotides. NCBI's taxonomy places the organism in Eukaryota, Viridiplantae, Streptophyta, Zygnematophyceae, Desmidiales, Closteriaceae. The record is from the annotation of a GenBank genome assembly.